UUUUUCCCACCAAACAGACAUCCUUAUAAAAUCUUCUUUUCCAAUAACAAAACCCAUUUCUUGAUUCUCAAUAUCUUCAUCAAAAUCUUUGAUUAAAAAAAAGUUUAAAUCCAAAUGCUUCUCCAAACUCAAUCUUUGACACCCCAUUUUCUCCCUCCUUUAAUUCCCUUCAAAUCCAUCACCAAACCCCAAUUCAUUCAUUUCAACCAAACCCCACCUCGCAAAUUCUCUCUCAAAUGCUCGCUCUCCGUGGUUUCCGACCCGACGACAGCAAGCACCCCAGUGGGUGUUUCAAACGACAAGCCGUUUCCUGCUGAGGUGUCCAGGACCAUCAUGGAGUUGUCGUCCUCUGGCACUCUCUCAAUGUUGACUUCUAACGGCUGGCCUUUGGGCGUUGGUGUGAGAUUCGCCGUUGACGAUGAAGGGACUCCGGUUUUAUGCUUGAAUCAAUCUUGUAAAAAGCUCAGUGUUGAUAAGAAGUCCAGUCUUCAUGUUCAGUUGGAGCAGUGUGGAUUGAGGACUCCUCAGUGCACAAUUCAAGGAAGCCUUGACAAGCCGGAAGACUUAAACAUUUUAAAGCGGCUUCAUUCAAUGUGGAAAAAGCGAUUUGGAGAAGAAGUUGAUAAAAACCUUAUACAUGUCAUCACUGUGGAAAGGGUACUUCAGAUGGAAGACUUCGAGGAGGAUGGCAUUUGGGUCUCUUCUUCAGAUUAUACAAAUGCAAGCCCAGAUCCACUUAGAGAUUUUGCAGAAAAGAUUGUCAAUGAGAUCAAUGCCAAUAAUAAGGAAGAUUUGUAUCGCUUUUGCAAUGUAUAUGUUGAUCUGGACUUUCAGGUGUCAGAGGCGAAGAUGAUAUGGGUUGAUCGGUUAGGCUUCGACAUGCGUCUCUACUCGAUUCAAAACAAUGUAUUUGAUGUCCGCAUUCCUUUCCCCCGCGAAGUGACUGAUGAGAAGGGCGCGAAGUCCUCAUUUAAUUGCAUGUCGCAACAAGCUUGGGAGGUGGAAAAGAAUUAUCAAGCCCCGGACUAUAAGAAAGUGAAACAAAUGAAGCAAAUUACGUAAGAUAUUGUGAUGAACCCUUUUUUUUUUUUUUUUUGGUAACACUGCAAUGGUGCUUGAGGCGUAUGAAAUUUAUUU
Messenger RNA from Pistacia vera, 1137 nucleotides. RefSeq names its product glutamyl-tRNA reductase-binding protein, chloroplastic-like. The record is from RefSeq and is a predicted model, not a curated record. The coding region runs from base 115 to 1062 and encodes 315 amino acids. NCBI's taxonomy places the organism in Eukaryota, Viridiplantae, Streptophyta, Magnoliopsida, Sapindales, Anacardiaceae. Gene Ontology annotation, cellular component: chloroplast. The transcript has 5 exons.